CGAUUCGUCUCAUUAGUUGUAACGGACAGUGUGUGGUGCUCGCUUAGUGGUGGUGUCCGGUCUGUCGAUCGAAAAACAUCGUCAAAUAAUUUAGGCACAUUUCAAAAUAUACAACAAAAAGUGUUAUUUUAAUUAAUAAUUUAUUAGAAUUAAAUUUGAUUUGUUUGUUGAAUAUCGAAUAUAAGUUCAAGCGAUCAAAUGGCUGUGACGUCAAAUUUCUUUCGAUAAACUUUUACUCAAAUUAAGAAGCCAAGUGCUGUUUUUGGAUUGGAUAAUGCUGUUGUUGUUUUUGUUAUUGCUUUAUUUGAGAAAUUAAAAAUUGACGGUGUCUGCUUAAUGCCUCUUUUAGUAAUCGAACUGCAUUCAUGUUGUUGCUAUUGUUGUGGCCUGUCUGCAAACCGAAUUUUUAGUUGGUGUUGUUAUCGUCGUAAACAUCGAAGGAAAUAAGCCAAGAAAGAAUUCGAAAAUAUAAAACGAGACUAAACGAAACAAAACGUCAGUCGCUUUCUUAAUUGUCAAACAGAUGAGAAGCGGGUUUCGUCAUUGACAGUAAGCAACAACAGCUGCCACAGCUACUCAAGUGAAUAACAAUAUCGAAUGUUUAAACAAUAAAAAGCAAACAUUGUUUGUGGAACCUACCUACCUACUUAAAACAACAAGCCGUGUUAAAUCAAGUUAUUAAAUUUUGAACAACACGAACGUCACACAAGACGUUUCUAAUUAACAAGAAUUUCUGGAGAAAUUCAAAACCUAGCAUAAAAACAGAAACUACCCCGACACCUCUGUCCAGUUUUUGGCCAGAGUUAGUAACCGAAUUAAAAAAAUAAAACCAAACAAUAAUAGAAAAAGAAGACAACAACUGAGAAAACAACAUUUUGAAAUUAACGAAAGUGAUCAAACGCUCAUUGAAAAACAAAACCAAAAAAUAAAUUGUCAUAAACCGGCAAGAUUUGAUGAUCAGUAGUCGUAGUAGUAGCAGAAGCAGUGUCACCGCAUCAGUUGCUGUUUCGGUCCGAGUUUUUGCUUUGCAAUAAACAAACGACUUCAUACAUAAUUAAUCGUAUCACAUCGCUCCACCACAGCUGACUGGCUGACCCAGCAACUACAAUAACUACUUGCACCCGCAACCAUGGCGCAAUUCUCCACACAGUUUCCAGUUCUUUUGUCAAUAUUGUUUCUCUUGAAUCCGCUUUCAUGUGUGUGUAGUAGAAUAUAUAAUAUUAGAGACAUGCAGAAGAGAGACAUUCCAACGAAUGCACCUGAUACAAGACAAUACGAAUCAAGCCAAGAGGAACCAACAUAUCAAACGAACCACCGAUCUGACAAGACAAGAGACGAAUUAAUUAGCGAAAUAUUUCAAGUUGGAUUUCCUCCUGGAUUGACAAUAUUCAAUAACACUUCCCCAUUUGAGGUGGAUGAUUCGCAAUCAUCAUCGUCAUAUUCAUCAUAUACACAACCCAUAACAGAGGCUCCAUUCAGAGCUUUAAAGGAUUCGACUGGAAAAUUGACAGGAGUUCCGUCAAAAGAAUUGCAAACAUUCCCGAAUGAUAAUACAGCGAAAGCCACCUCAUCCUCGUCAUAUCCAUUAUGGUCACAACCCAUAACAGAGGCUCCUACCUUCAAAGUUUCAAGGGAUCCAAAUGGAAAAUUGACAGCAGUCCCUUCAAAGGAAUUGCAAACAUUCCCGAAAGGUAACUUGUAUUCAGAUCGUUCGCACGAUGAUUCUCACUAUAGUCAUCCGGUACAAAAAGAUGAACAGAAAAAUCUGGAUAUGAAUUACGUCAUUAGCUCGGAUGAUUGCGUUGAGGGCAAAGCAACAUUUUGUACCGAUGUACGCAACUAUCCGCCCGAAACGGUUGUAGAGGAGAUAUUAAAAAAGAAUUUCAUCAACUUGAACAUUUUCUUUGGCGAAGAUACCAUAAGUCCGGACGAUUUCAGUCAGCGCAUGAACAACGAACCGAAUGUUGAGUCGCUUUGUGAAUCACGGACCACGUUGAUUACACCCCAGGCUGGUUGGAAUAUAGAAUCGAAUUGGACACUCAUUGUCAAUACGGAUAAAUACAAACAGGCUAUACAAAUCGAAGAGUGCAUUAACGAAGGUUCCGUUUGUGGACCAAAACAGAAGAUUGAUCCGCCGCCUGGCUAUAACAUAACCUGCAAACAGAGCUAUAUUUAUCGUUCCCUCGUUUCGAUAGCAGAUGGAAAAGUGUUGCCGAAUUCAUUCAAGUUCCCUUCCUGUUGCAAAUGUGUGAUGAAACCAUUGAAAAACUACUAAAUAGUUUUGUUUAUAUUGAAGUUCAUUGCUCUAAAAGAACUGGAUGAAUAAUGUUAAUGAAACUCGAUUGUGAUUUUAAGAAACCCAAACACUCACAGGAUGGAUGGCAGGCCAAAUUGUCCAUUUCUUAGGUUUUAAGAGAAUUAUUUUCGCGUUCACAAUUUUCUAGUAAUUUCAUGUCAUAUUUACACGGGUUUAAUUACAGUAAAUUUUAUUUAAAAGAAAAAAAUAAUUAGUUAAGAGCAACUAACAACAAAAAUAAUAAUAUAGAAAUUAUUUUUGGCAGGGUUGGGGCCUUUGGUACCCUGAAUUUAUAAUUAAGUCCAACUUUAGUUCAAAAAACAACCACAAACAUGUGUAUGUAUGUAUUUACAAUACUCUUUAUGUACAUUUGCAUUGCUGUAGGUUUGUGAUAAAGUUUACACAGCACCCAUGUAACUGUCAAAAUGACAUUUUAAUGCGCAUUCUAAAUACGAUUUCAAAAAGUGACCAGUGAUUUGACUCUAUGUAAAUAUGUAUGAACUAACCCCCUUUCGGGCUAGUGUUUGGGGUUGUUUCUUUGAGCAGAGUUUUAAGUAAUUUUUGUUUUUAAAUUGUUAAAUAUUUUUCCUUAAAUAUUUGUAAAAAGAAGAUUUAUUAAGUAGAGGAGAAGUAAAUGCUCAGAAAUUCAUUUGAUAAGCCUCCCAAAUUGUACACUACAACAUUCUCUUAGCUUAUAUGUAUGUAUAACCAAAAGACAAUUUAUACUUUUUAUAUGUUAAUUAAAUUUUCUUAUAACGAAAAGUAGAGUAGAACGUUUUUAUUGUUUUAUUUUCCUUUUUUGUAAUAAAUUAAACUGUAUUUUUUCCAUUGGAUUA
Messenger RNA from Musca domestica (house fly), 3132 nucleotides. It is a transcript of the gene spz, whose product is annotated as protein spaetzle. Gene Ontology annotation, biological process: regulation of Toll signaling pathway; innate immune response; central nervous system formation. The coding region runs from base 1130 to 2275 and encodes 381 amino acids. Gene Ontology annotation, molecular function: growth factor activity; Toll binding. Gene Ontology annotation, cellular component: extracellular region. The record is from RefSeq and is a predicted model, not a curated record. NCBI's taxonomy places the organism in Eukaryota, Metazoa, Arthropoda, Insecta, Diptera, Muscidae. The transcript is spliced from 8 exons.